Molecule: messenger RNA, 1456 nt
Organism: Lotus japonicus
Lineage: Eukaryota; Viridiplantae; Streptophyta; Magnoliopsida; Fabales; Fabaceae
Exons: 1
Coding region: 229-1026 (265 amino acids)
Source: RefSeq, a predicted model, not a curated record
AAGAAAAAAGUCCAAAUCUAAAUAUCGUUAUCUACACUCCAAACAAAAAGAACCCUCAUACACACAACUCAUCAUUCCACCACACACACACACCCUUCUUUGUUUUCCCCCACACUCAAUUUCAUAAAGUAAGUUUUGUUUUCAACAUCCAUAUAUAUACAUCAUAACCACCUCACUUUUCUCUUCAAAUUUUAACAAUUCCUCUCUCAAUUUCUCACUCCUUCAACCAUGGAAGAAAAGCACACCCAUAUCAUGAAAGAUUCAAACUAUGUGAAAUCCCAACAAGAAGAAGAGGAAGAAAAGGAGGAAGCACUUUCCUUAUGUGACCUUCCACUUCACAAUUACAAUUCAACAAGCUUGAACGACGACGAGUCGUCAUUGAAGAACAAUCUUCAAUUUCAACCGUCGUCGUUACUCGAUACCAGCGAGUUCUUCAACGGCUUCAGCAGCAGUGGCAGCUCCGACAUGUGUCCCGCCGACGAAAUCAUUUUCCGCGGCAGGCUAGUCCCCUUCAACGAAAAAGACAAAACUCAUGAUCCAGAAUCAGCAGACAAAAAAGUCCCACAUCGCCGAAGAUCAGAAUCACUAUCCUCCGUGACACGUUCAAAUAGCGAGAGCACCACCACCACCACCGGCACCGGUUCCCGCCGCCACCUUAUGAGAAGCAGCAAGUCGUUGAAUUACACCAGGCUGAAAGAAUCGGCGGCGCCGGAGGUUCACCGGAAUUCUUCAUCCAGGAGCGCGGCUCCGCCGUCGGAGAAGAAGGCGACGAAGCCGCGGUGGUACUCUCUGAUGUUUGGGGCGAUGAAGGUCCCGCCGGAGAUGGAGCUCAACGACAUGAAGAACCGGCAGGUUCGCCGGAAUCCGUCGACGUCCAUGUUCCCGGCAGCAGACCACGGUGAGAAGGUGGCGGAGAAUCGGAGCUCCGGCAAGGUGUCGUGGAGAAUCCUGAAGGCACUCAGCUGCAAGGACCAUCGCAGCGUGGCGGUAACGACGACGUCGUUUGCUAUGCCUCAAGCGUCGUGACACGUAGGCUUUGGUGGCACGUGACACGCACGCUUAAUCUCGUUAUCUUGACGUGAUUGCCCUUGCGGUUUUGAUGGAUGACACGGACGUUGAUGUUGUUAUUUGGGGUAUUUUGGUAAUUGAAAUGUUGCUUGAAGUAGAGGUUAAUAUAAUAUUGCCUUCACGUAGAAGGAUAUUUAUUCUGUGUACAGUGGCGGUCCAUGGAGAAUCAUAGUCGCUCUCAGCAAGUGAGAGGAUUUUAAUUAUUUUAUUUUAUUUUAUUUUUAUUUUGAAAUUUCAAAGUUUCUUUGGUUGGUUUGUUGGGUAUUUAUUAUAGUAGUGAAUGACAAUCACGAGAAAUCCGACAAUGACACAAAGAAAAAAGAAUGGCUGCUUGCAUUGUAUUUUGCCUCCAAAAUUUAACAAAAAUUGGAAAGUUGCUAUUGAAUGA